UCGCCGAUAAACCCCACCGAAGAAGAAGAACUGAAUCUUGCGUUAUAAACGCUACACUCACAGGGUUAAUAAAAAAUAAAAAACGCUACACUUUUUCGUUCAGUGGCAGGGCAGGACUCCGUGAAGAUUACGUACGUCGUAGUGAAAAACGUCACGAUGUAAACGGGGCAUCAGUUCCUGCUUCGAAAGCGGUUGCGGACCGAGUGCUCGCACUAUGGCGGCAGUGCGCAGCCCAAGGGUGUCGAUAAAGCUAGACCGCUCAGAAUCGGAUUCAGACUCGGACCGAGAUGCCCGCGAAUUUGAACCGAUGGUUGUGGAGGAGGGCGAACUCGAGGUGGAAGACAUCCCCGUUAACAGGUCCUUGAAUGAACUGUUGCCGGAGGCGAUUGAGAGGAAGGAGAAGAGGGCAGAAAGGUUCCACUUCCGUGCAGAGGCCAACCUAGCCCAGAUGAAUGUGGCGUUAGACAGAGACACCAUGAAGAAAGCCAUCCCUAACUUGCGUCUGGAGGCGUUGCACGUGGCGGGUGUGGAUGAUAUGAGCACCCAGGAUGUGUUUUGCUACUUUAAGGAGCACCCUCCAGCACACAUUGAGUGGAUCGACGACACCUCCUGUAACGUGGUGUGGCUGGAUGAUAUCACUUCCACCCGGGCUCUGAUCAACAUCAGCCACAUGCCUGACCCAGAGGUGCUUACCAAAGAGACAGACGGCACCAAAGAACCUGGUGAUCCCACCCAGGAGAGUAAGGGUGAGUGUGCAGCUCGCAGACAACGAGGUUCGGAUGAUGAUGAUGACGAGGAAGGAGAGGUGGAGGAAAAAGAGAUGGUGAAAGAGAAGAACAGUGAGGAGAGUGAGGGAAAAGCCAGUGAGGGAGAGACGGCGAGGAAAACAGAACCUGAGACCACCCAGGUGAUCCUGCUAUCCCAGACAGAGAGUGAGUCACUGCUCCGGAACGACCUACGUCCAGCCACCAAACCCUUCAAGGGCAACCGACUCUUCCUGAGGUUUGCCACUCACGAUGAUAAGAAGGAGCUGGGUGCUGCGAGGAAGAGUAGAUUUUACAUGAAGUACGGCAACCCCAACUACGGAGGCAUGAGGGGCAUCCUCAGCAACUCCUGGAAGAAACGGUAUCACACACGCAGAAUUGUGAGCAAGAGCAAGAAACCCCUCAUAGGGGACAGCAUGGGACAGACACCGCCCUACACACACAGACACUCUGCUGACCUGGUCAACCUGCCAGAAGAACCAAUAGAGGAAGAAGAAGAGGAUGAGGAAGAGGGGGAAGAGGACAUGGACUCAGACGACAGGGUAGUGGAGUACAAGGAGAAGGGGGAGAGAGGGAGGGGGAGGGCAGGGGGCCCAGGGGUGGCCCUGCGGAGUCGUUUGGGCAGGCCCUCGUCUUCCCCCUCUGUUUUGUCAGACUCAGACGAGAUGGACUAUGACCUGGAGCUCAAGAUGAUCUCAACCCCCUCCCCCAAGAAGAGCAUGAAGAUGACCAUGUACGCAGACGAGGUCGAGACCAACCUCAAGACUAUACGACACUCUGCUGUUCGGAGUGACAGCGGCUCGGGGGGUAGUGGCAUCCGGAACAGGAUUGGUGGAGAAGGAAGUGGAGGAUCGGUGGUCAAGACCAAAAGCAUUGCGGUGGAGAAAGUGACGGACGUGAGGCAGCUGUUGGAGGAGAAGAGACGGAGCCUAUCCCAGCACAAACAGCGCUACCCUGUGGCCAGUAGUGGAACGACAGAUGUGAGGCAGCGGUUAGGGAAGAGGCCGUGCUCUCCUGAGAGACGACACUCCGCCUCCCGAGACUCAUCCCCUCCCCGAGAGCCAAUCACAGAUGUGCACAGCCGACUGGGCGUUGUCAAACAAGACGCCCACGGCCUUUACCCUGAUUCGUCCAAAGACAGGAAAUCAAGUCGUCUGUGGAGCAGGCUCGGCCCCUCCUCCCGCAAGGGCGACGUUCCCAAGCGGAAGCCUUCCAGUCGCGGAGUGGGGUCGGGAUCAGCCAGCUCCAGGUUGAGGGGACGGGGGCGGGGAGGAGAAGAAGACGUUGAGGAGGAGAACGACUCUGCACUGCAGAAGGUGUGGGGGGCCUUGGUCAAACAGAAGGAACAGCAGACCCACAAGAUGAUGAAGAGUCUGCUUGACAACCUGCCCUCGCUACAGAUCGAGAUCAGCCGAGAGAGCAGCAACGGAUCUGACUCAGACUCCUGAGAGACGGAGGGAGGGAGAAGGAGAGGGAGAGAGAGCGGUAUUGCAACGAGGUGGCAGAGAAUGAGUAGGGGAAAGAGACGUGUUGAUAGAAACUGAGUAGGGGAAGAGAGGUGUGAGUGAAAUGGAGAAUGAUGACAAAUGGUGGGGGAGGGUUUAGAUCAGUGUGUGGAUUUGGUCAUGCCUUCAUCUAGAGCAGAAAGGUGACCAUCUCCACCCCCUGCCCUCCUCUUGAGUUAUCUCUGUCUCUCUCUGUCUAUCUCUGUAGGACUGUUUUGAUCCUUAUGGGACCCCGCCGAUGUGGCCUGGUCCAUUGUACAAACACAAAAGAGAAGAAUCUUUAUGAAAAUAAACGAGAAAAAAAAAACUGGACAGAAUUGUCUGGUGUGGAGAGAAGUUAUAUUUGUCAGGACAGGAGGCACAUUUUGUUGUUGUUGUAUCACAUGAUCUCUGCAGCCCAUGGGACUGGUGUUCUGAUCAAACGUGUUCCUGUGACAACAUUUUACCCUCUGAUAGCCUACCUACACGUCAAGUCAUGUCGAAUAUUUAAAGAGCAAUAUAAAUGUCUCUGUUAGCCCCUGUGAUGUCAACUACAGAAGACCUGUGACAGUGGAUAAGAUGCUGAUACUGAGCUCUCUCCCUCUGUCUCUCUGUGUUUGGAAUCAGACACUGUAUCAUACAGUAGAUGAUAUCUAUGUGUGAGUGACUUUGAACAACAAAUAUUUGGUUUAUGGCAUUUUCUUUCCUUCCAAAGGCUUGGCCCAUAGAGAAGACUAAACCAGAUGAAUCGAUUCUCUACUGAAAGGUUUUGUACUGUCUGACUGUUGGUAUUAUGUGCAAAUGGCCAAUGUUGAUAUUAUGUUUUUCAAGGCGGAAAAUCCUUCAUGGCUGUGCAAAGUCCUUCAAAGGCCCAUAGUACACUACUUCUGACCAGAGCCCUAUGUAGGGAAUAGGGUGCCAUUUGGGACGCAACCUUACAUUCCCAGACGGAAAACAAAUGUAUUUCAUUAAGGCCUAAGCAGAAAUGAAAAUGUUUUCUUUUUUAAACAACUGUCUGCUUGUCUUGUUACCAUUACCAACUCAUUAUUUGACCUGGUAAAUUGACUGAGAAUACAAUCAACUAGAUGGUAAUUUUCCAUGAAGAAAAAUUGUGACUAGCUUUAGCUCUUUGAAAGUAUUUUUUGUGGCAGUGGAUAGGAUAGCCUGAACAUGUUGGUUUGGUGUCUAGCUUGAACAGUUCAAGAGUUAAGGUUAGAGUUAUUUUAUGCUAAUGUUGGUAUGUAUGUAACACAAAUAUAAACGCAACAUGUAAAGUGUUGGUCCCAUGUUUCAUGAGGUGAAAUAAAAGAUCCCAGAAAUUG
Coregonus clupeaformis (lake whitefish) is the source of this 3570-nucleotide messenger RNA. RefSeq names its product nuclear cap-binding protein subunit 3. The record is from RefSeq and is a predicted model, not a curated record. The transcript has 12 exons. Lineage: Eukaryota; Metazoa; Chordata; Actinopteri; Salmoniformes; Salmonidae. Gene Ontology annotation, cellular component: nucleus; cytosol. Bases 215 to 2212 code for a protein of 665 amino acids. Gene Ontology annotation, molecular function: RNA 7-methylguanosine cap binding; mRNA binding.